GAAAUAAUGUGUAGCUACACAAACUUUUCUGCACCAAGUUAUCUGUCGAAUAUGCCACUCAUAACUGCCAAAGCAGUCAAAGUUAAGAUAUCGACAUAAAUUAAACACAUCAUUAACAUAACCAACCCCUUAUUUCGCGAAAUAAUUUUAUUAUAAUAGAUAAUUUAAAACUGCCCAAGUUCACCCCACCACUGGUGGGGGUUAAAUGACGAAUGGGCGGAGCGUGAAUUAAAGCUACACAAUAUAAAUCUGUGCGUCUCUUUCGCACAAAUGAGCAAUCCUAAUAGCAGUAAGCGGCUUACAAUGGGUGUUGACACUCUCCCGUAUCGCCGUCUCUGUUUGCCCCGGGCUUAUGGCAAUAGAGCCGUUUCAAUGGCCCUUCAUAGUUAUAAAGGUAUAGACAAGCAUUGGAGGUCCACGUGAGAUUUUGUAAUCAGUGAAUUGGCGCCUUUCACAAGUAGAGGCGCAAUGUCCGCGCGUUUGACAGUUUGACGUCUCGUUUGGCGGGAAAUAUUAUUGUGUGUUGACAGACACGCGAAGGUGCAAAGGCAUUACGUGUAUUCUGCCAGCGUGAAGCCUUAAUGCUGUGAACUUUUUGAAAAUUCUUUAGUGAUGUUAGAAGCGGCCAGUUGAAGAUAGUUUCAGUUAUUGCUCGUGCAAUAACUUGGAUUAUUUGUAGGAAGUAAUUUAAGGUCGUCACCAUAGAAGAGUACGGGGUAUACACGAUGCUGCCGGCGCAGCAGCUUCCAGCCAUCAGCCCCUGGCCUCCCGACGGCAACCUGCUGGACCGCAUGGACGACCUGGCGCACAAAGGUAAAGGUCACAGCGGUGUUAACCAGCUCGGCGGGGUGUUUGUAGGAGGGAGGCCGCUGCCAGACUCCACGCGGCAGAAGAUCGUGGAGCUGGCGCACUCGGGGGCGCGGCCCUGCGACAUCAGCCGCAUCCUCCAGGUCUCCAACGGCUGCGUCUCCAAGAUCCUCGGCAGGUACUACGAGACGGGGUCUAUUAGACCCCGAGCGAUCGGGGGCUCAAAGCCUCGCGUGGCCACCGCCGAGGUGGUCAGCAAGAUAGCCCAGUACAAGCGGGAGUGUCCCUCCAUCUUCGCGUGGGAGAUCAGAGACCGCCUGCUCAGUGAAGGAGUCUGCACGUCUGAUAAUAUACCUAGUGUAUCCUCCAUCAACCGGGUGCUCCGCAACCUAGCAGCCCAAAAGGAGAAAGCGAACAACCAGCAACCAUCUCCCGACUGCUCAACACCUGUGUACGAGCGGCUCCGACUCCUGGGGGCUCCAGGCGCCACCCCGGCGUGGCCGAGAGCCCCCUGGCCCGCGCAGAUCGACGCUAGGACUCCGCCCUACCAGCUACAUAGUCUGAGCCCAGGACCUCAGGCUAUCAGCUGCAACGGAGGAGACAUGACGGCGAUGAAAAAAAACGAGGAGCCACUAGAAGGCCUGGAAGGACUGCACUCAGACGAGACGGGCUCCGGAGACAACUCAAACGCCGGCUCCAGCGGGGCUGAUGAUGACGCGGCGCGGCUCCGGCUCAAGCGCAAGCUGCAGAGGAACCGCACCAGCUUCACUAAUGAGCAGAUUGAUAGCUUGGAGAGAGAAUUUGAAAGAACUCACUAUCCAGACGUUUUCGCUCGCGAGAGACUUGCCGCCAAAAUAGGGCUGCCCGAAGCUAGAAUACAGGUGUGGUUCUCGAAUCGGCGCGCGAAGUGGCGGCGCGAGGAGAAGAUCAGGUCGCAGCGACGCAGCCCCGAGUGCGGGUACAGUGCGGGGCCCCAUGCUCCCGCGCAUCCCGCCCCGCCCACGCAUCCCGCGCAUCCCACGCAUCCCGCGCAUCCUGCUCACCAGCCGUACCAGCCGCCGCUCAAUGUUGAUACUUACAGCCCGCUAACCCCCAUGGGUUACGGCGGCGGCAUGGUACCGGAGACGCCCGUAUGCGACACGACUGAGGCCGAGCUGUGCAAGAGCGGCUUCCUCGGGUACCCGCGCUACGAGCUGGGGUACCGGCAGCCCCCGCAUCCUUACGUCAACCAUCACGGGUACCAGCAUGAGCCCGCGUCGCCGCCACCAGAGCUAGGAGGUCUCCUAGGCACAGGAGUGUCAGUGCCCCUCGCAGUGCCGGGACAAGACACGCAGCAAUACUGGUCGCGGCUCCAGUGACCCUGGUGGAACUAGCCGAGCACACAACUGUACUCACAUGCUACUGCUAUCUGAUGGGAGGGGCGGCCAUUUUGGGAAUUGAGGUUUUAGUAGCCAGAACUUUUUCAGCCUAGAAGGAUGUUUAUUGUUAAACCUGACGAUCCCUGUGGAAUGUGGCCUAUAAAUUAAAGGUCCAGCCAGGGGCGAAAGCGAAGUGGCAAAUAUUUUAAACAACCAAUAGAGUUUCUUCGCUCAGGGAUACUACAAAAUAGACGAAGAUAUUGUGUCUGAAUUAAAGGGGAAGGGACUAGUAUCUCACGACUUUCUUAAGACGUUCUUCAUAUUGGUUAAAUAAAAGAGAAUGAGAGAGAGAAAGAGUCGUGGUGGCCUAGUGGGUAAAGCACCAACCUCUCGAGUAUGAGGGUGUGGGUUCGAUUCCAGGUCAGGCAAGUACCAAUGCAACUUUUCUAAGUUUGUAUGUACUUUCUAAGUAAUCUUAGACACCAAUGGCUGAUAAAAAGGUGAAGGAAAACAUCUUGAGGAAACCUGGACUAUAAAGUCUGAAAUCACCAACCCGCAUUGAGCAAGCGUGGUGAUUAAAGCUCAAUCCUUCUCCGUGUGAGAGGAGGCUUGUGCCCAGCAGUGGGACGAUAAAAA
Helicoverpa armigera (cotton bollworm) is the source of this 2801-nucleotide messenger RNA. Its product is annotated as paired box protein Pax-6. The transcript has 10 exons. The record is from RefSeq and is a predicted model, not a curated record. Gene Ontology annotation, biological process: anatomical structure development; regulation of transcription by RNA polymerase II. Gene Ontology annotation, molecular function: DNA-binding transcription factor activity, RNA polymerase II-specific; RNA polymerase II cis-regulatory region sequence-specific DNA binding. NCBI's taxonomy places the organism in Eukaryota, Metazoa, Arthropoda, Insecta, Lepidoptera, Noctuidae. The coding region runs from base 726 to 2165 and encodes 479 amino acids.